This is a messenger RNA of Ruditapes philippinarum (Manila clam), 1490 nucleotides long. RefSeq lists its product as uncharacterized. Lineage: Eukaryota; Metazoa; Mollusca; Bivalvia; Venerida; Veneridae. The record is from RefSeq and is a predicted model, not a curated record.
CUUUAUAACUGUAUACGAAGAAAUACAAUGAUUUCAGAUCAGAAUUUAUCUGAGUUAGAAGAAGUUGGCUACACUGUUGUUCCAGGCGUUAUUCCACCAGCAGAAUGUGACAAAUACAUUGAUGAAUAUAACCAGUGGUUAAAACAGUUUGGCGGGGGAUGGCCUAACUCAUCUAAGGGCCUCAUUAGAGGAUAUAAUACAGGUCAUUUAGAAACGACAUGGAAUGUUCGGCUGAAAGCAAAGUCUGUAUUUGAACAACUUUGGAAAACAGAAAAACUGCUGACCAGUUUCGAUUCGAUUGCUAUUGGUCGCCCUCCUGAAGAUGGAGAAGAACCCUAUGAUGACGGGAGCUCUCAUUGGCUACAUUUAGAUCAAGAGGCGUGUCGUGAAGGUCUGCAUGCAUAUCAAGGCGGUGUUUACCUUGAAGAGGCGUGUGAAGAUGACUGGACUCUUCAAGUGAUGGCAAAAUCACACAGGGUUUUUCACAAAUUUUUCGGAAAGUUUGAUAGUGCAGCCAAAAAAUCAAACCAAAUCCAGUUUUUUAGACUGUCUAAAUCCCAUGUCAAUUAUUUUGAACAAAAUGGUUGUAGAAUUAAAAGAGUACCUGUUCCUAAGGGAGGGAUGGUGUUGUGGGACUCGCGCGUUGUUCAUGCUAAUGCCCAACCCAAAGAAGGCAGGGCUAACCCUGGACGUUGGAGAUAUGUUGUAUUUGUAUCAAUGACUCCUGCAAAAUGGGCAUCUCCCGCAGAUAUAGCUAUUAAAAGAGAGGCUUACGAAGGAAUAAAGAUGACCAACCACUGGUCUUCUGAAGGUUCCGAGUUGAUGAAGGAGUCAGCAGCCAGUAAAGCUCAUCCUAGAACGUUUCCCGAUGUGGCCCAAACAGAACAGAGUCAACUCCUUUCUGGAGUGAUUCCUUACGACUUUAAGGACGGGACACCAAAUGGACCACCAAAGCCCGUGUCAAAAUUCUUUGUAAAAUAUUGAUAUUCAUUUGAUUAGCUGACAUAACAUUAAUGAUGUGAUCUUAAACUAAACCGACAGAAACUGAGAGACCCACAGUUUUAUUUUACAAGUAAAAAGAUAUAUAUGUUAUUGUAUUUGAUGUUAAUUUAUUCUGUUUAGGUAUUGUUAUUGUAAAUCAAUGUUCUUGUAAAUUAUAAUUAUGAAUCUUACCUGUUAACACCUUAUAGCAAGGGUAUCGUUGUAAACAAUGGAUUAUUAAACGAAGGUUUAUGUGACUAUGAAGACUGUGUGAGGAAGGUGAUGUGGAAAGGAGCAACAUAUCAUGGUUGAUCAAUUUAGAAUGUGUGUCAUUAUUAGGGAAAGCACCAAAAAUCUCUUAUACAUUUGUUGUAUUUUAAUAUGUGUUUAAUAAUGAACAUUUUCAUACUAUACAGCAAAUAAUGUGAAAAAUAAUUAUAGAUACAUUUAAUGCUAAUGAAGUUUUGAUUUGUAAUCUAUAAAUCUGUGCAAUAUAUAUACGACAUAUA